ACAGCGGCCCCGCCUGCGCCGGCGGGGAGCGGCGGUGGCCCGUGGCCGCUCCGGGGUGGGCGCAGCCCCGCGAGGGGAGCCCGUCAUCCCGCGGCCGCGGCGGGAGGAGCGCGGCUGACGCGGCACGGCGGAGGAAGCGGCAGCUCCAGCGGGCGGACGAGCGGACGGACGGACGGACGGACAUCCCCGGCCCGCCCCGGCCGGCGGAGGGACGGAGGGCCGGAGGGAGGCAGGAUACAUCUUCCUGCUUUGAUAACAUGAUGGAAUUCAGAUUUUCUCAAGAAAAGCUGCGGAUCUUGGAGCAGCACCGUUGACGAGACCUCCUGAUUGCAGCACCCAGAGCAGGGUCCUGUAACGAAUUUGUCCCAAGAAACGUACAAUGGAUCUCAAAGAGAGCUGCCCAAGUGUUAGCAUUCCCAGCUCUGAUGAACACAGAGAGAAGAAAAAGAGAUUUACUGUUUACAAAGUGUUGGUCUCUGUUGGCAGAAAUGAGUGGUUUGUCUUUCGACGGUAUGCGGAGUUUGAUAAACUCUACAAUACGCUAAAGAAGCAAUUUCCCACCAUGAACCUGAAGAUUCCAGCUAAAAGAAUAUUUGGAGAUAAUUUUGAUCCUGAUUUUAUUAAACAGAGAAGAGCAGGACUGAAUGAAUUCAUUCAAAAUUUAGUUAGACAGCCAGAGCUAUGCAACCACCCAGAUGUCAGAGCAUUUCUUCAGAUGGAUAACCCAAAACACCAGUUAGAUCCAUCUGAAGAUGAAGAUGAAAGGAGCAGUCGGAAGUUAAACUCUACCUCACAGAAUAUCAACCUGGGACCAUCUGGAAAUCCUCAUGCUAAACCAACAGACUUUGAUUUCCUGAAAGUUAUUGGGAAAGGCAGCUUUGGCAAGGUUCUUCUUGCAAAACGAAAACUGGAUGGGAAAUACUAUGCUGUCAAAGUGUUGCAGAAAAAAAUUGUUCUCAAUAGGAAAGAGCAAAAACAUAUUAUGGCUGAACGUAAUGUGCUUUUGAAAAAUGUGAAACAUCCAUUUUUGGUUGGACUACAUUACUCAUUCCAAACAACAGAAAAGCUUUACUUUGUCCUGGAUUUUGUUAAUGGAGGAGAGCUGUUCUUUCACUUACAAAGAGAACGUUCCUUUCCUGAGCACAGAGCCAGAUUUUAUGCUGCUGAAAUAGCCAGUGCACUGGGCUACUUACACUCCAUAAAUAUAGUCUACAGGGAUUUAAAACCAGAAAACAUUCUCCUAGAUUCACUAGGUCAUGUUGUCUUGACAGACUUUGGACUUUGUAAAGAAGGGAUUGCAACUUCUGAUACCACUGCAACUUUCUGUGGGACCCCAGAAUAUCUUGCACCAGAAGUCAUUAAAAAGCAGCCCUAUGACAACACAGUAGACUGGUGGUGCCUUGGUGCAGUUCUUUAUGAAAUGCUUUAUGGGCUGCCUCCUUUUUACUGCCGUGAUGUUGCUGAGAUGUACGAUAAUAUUCUUCAUAAGCCCCUGGUUUUGCGCCCAGGAAUCAGUCUUACAGCCUGGUCUAUCCUGGAAGAACUUUUGGAGAAAGAUAGGCAAAGCAGACUUGGAGCAAAGGAGGACUUUCUUGAAAUCCAAAAGCACCCGUUCUUCGAAUCUCUCAGCUGGACUGAUCUUCUUCAGAAGAAGAUUCCGCCACCAUUUAAUCCUAAUGUGGUUGGACCAGACGAUAUUGGGAAUUUUGAUGCAGUGUUCACAGAAGAAAUGGUUCCAUACUCAGUUUGUGUUUCUUCUGACUACAACAUUGUUAAUGCCAGUGUCCUAGAGGCAGAUGAUGCAUUUGUGGGAUUUUCUUACGCACCACCCUCUGAAGAUGGGUUUUCCUAGGGACUUAGAAGCCAAGAGUGGUUUGGAAGUCUUGGGUUGAACUGAAAUGUUAGGGUUAUGGACACAUUCCAAAAUAGCGUAAAUAGUGCCUCGUCUUGUAUGUAGGUUUGAAACCUAUGAACAAACUUUCUCUGCUGUAUAGGAAGAAUUUGGGCAUUUUGGAUGGCUUUCUUUGGGGUUUGAACUGUUUGUUCCUGCUGCAGAAAAUAUUUUUUAAAACCUUUAAAAAGCAUUCUCUAUGUAUUUUUUAAGCAAAAACACUGACUGUUCUCCUCAAUCCCUUUGAGUUUACAUUCAUACCUAUCUAAUUUGGCUGGCACAAACAGCAGCAAAUUUAGUAAAUUUAUAAAUGCUUUUGUACUUAUUUACAGUGACUUUGUGCUUGAAUUGUAACUAUGCAAAUUGUCUUUUGUAUAUCCUGGUUUAAAAAAAGUUAAAUGUUUUCCCUGUUACCAGUUUGGAGUAUGUGUUAAUUUACCUGUCAGCACUUAAAUGAUACAUGUUGAGGACCAAGAUUCUUAAAGGACUUCUGCAGAACAAAAACUUGGUCACAUAAAACUGGAUUGUUGCUCUUGUACUUGCUGAAGUGUACCUAUUGACUCAACUGGAUUAUCUGAGGUAUGGGCGAUUACUCAAAGCAAGGACAGAACAAAUUAACUGGAUUGAUUUGAUAACAUUACUUAUUACGUGUUCUACUUUUCUUUCUUCCCUGAGCUAAGUAUGUCUAUACUUCAACUACAUUAAAAAUAUUUUUGGU
Molecule: messenger RNA, 2609 nt
Organism: Onychostruthus taczanowskii (white-rumped snowfinch)
Lineage: Eukaryota; Metazoa; Chordata; Aves; Passeriformes; Passeridae
Product: serine/threonine-protein kinase Sgk3
Exons: 18
Coding region: 380-1852 (490 amino acids)
Biological process (GO): protein phosphorylation
Molecular function (GO): protein serine/threonine kinase activity; ATP binding; phosphatidylinositol binding
Source: RefSeq, a predicted model, not a curated record